AUGUACCCGUUAGUGGAGAAAAUAGCAAAUGAAGCUUUAGCGUACGCAGAUCUACUGCAUUCUAACGGAGAAGCAAUAAAUUUCUCUAAGUUCUACGAAAAGUAUACGAUGGAGAUUAUCGGUAGUGUUGGAUUUGGAGUUGAAUGCAACAGUUUCAAAAAUGAGAAAUCUGAGUUCUGUGUCCGUGGACACGAAUACUUCGAACCUCAGUCAUUGUAUUGGACAUUUACACGCGCUAUGGCUUUUUUCGCACCGGACUUAUUUAACAAAUUAAGAAUCAGACGCAUUAAUCCAGAAAUCAUUGAUUUCUUCUACAAUUUGGUUAAACAAAUUGUUAAUUAUCGUCAAAACAACAAUUACAAGCGAAACGAUUUUCUCCAGACGCUCAUUGAGUUAAAAAACGACGACUCAAUUGAUAACGAAGGCAUAAGUAAAAUACAGAAAGGUAUAUUUUCGAUGAAUGACGUUGCUGCUAACACGAUGCUGUACAUGUUUGCUGGAUAUGAGACCUCAGCGACCACUGGUCAGUUAGCAGCCUACGAGCUGGCCCUCAAUCCUCUCGUACAACAAAAGGCCAGGGAUGAGAUAAAAAGGGUAUUGGAGAAAUAUGACGGAGAGUGCACUUAUGAAGCACAGAGUGAAAUGGCUUACAUGAAUAUGGUGUUAGAUGAAACAAUGAGGAAGUAUCCUCCAAUGCGCGCGUUGUUUCGAAGAUGUACGAAGGAGUACAGAAUGCCUAAUAGCGAUGUUGUGAUUGAGGAAGGAACACUGGUAUUCAUUCCCAUACAAGCUAUACAAAUGGAUCCAGACAUAUUCCCGGACCCAGAGAAAUUCGAUCCUGAGAGAUUUAUACUUGAGAAAAAGGCUAAGAUGCAUUCAUGUCAUUGGAUGCCUUUCGGUGAAGGUCCGCGUAAGUGCUUAGGUCUCCGUCAAGGGUACGUCCAAUCGAAGCUUGCACUUGUGAAGUUGUUGCACAAGUAUGAGUUGUCGUUAGAUGACCGCUCCCCGGUGCCUAUGAAGAUCAAGGCCUCUUCGCUGGCGUGCUCCGCUGACGGCGGAGUGUGGAUCAAGCUUAUCAAACUUGAGGUCUGA
Molecule: messenger RNA, 1092 nt
Organism: Parnassius apollo (apollo)
Lineage: Eukaryota; Metazoa; Arthropoda; Insecta; Lepidoptera; Papilionidae
Source: the annotation of a GenBank genome assembly